AUCAUCUAGAUUGAGCAUUUGCUAUCAUUUAUUGCUUCAGAAUACUCUUUCUAAUUUUAGAUAAUGUAACCAAGCUUUGUAGUUAGAAACUCUGUCCGAAUCCCUUCCCCUUUUAGUAAGGUUUUUUAAAAAAAUUCUUUGAGUAUUAAAGUUGGAUCAUUGGUUCUUUUCUUGCCUGACUUAAUUUAUUGAAAUGAAAUCUGAUGUUUUUUCACUUACAGCUUUGUGGAUUAUGGCAGCCAAAUGGGAAAUGGAAGAUCGAUUGUCUUCAGAAAGUGCAAGGCAACUAUUUCUUCGGGCACUGCGCUUUCAUCCAGAGUGUCCAAAACUUUAUCAAGAAUACUUUAGGAUGGAGCUGAUGCAUGCUGAAAAACUGAGGAAGGAAAAGGAAGAAUUUGAAAAAGCCAGCAUGGACAUGGAGAAUCCUGAUUAUUCUGAAGAAAUCCUCAAGGGCGAGUUGGCACGGAUCAUCUACAAAAAUUCUGUAAGCAUAAUUAAGGGUGCAGAAUUUCACGUGUCACUGCUUUCAAUUGCACAGCUAUUUGACUUUGCCAAAGAUCUACAAAAAGAGAUUUAUGAUGACCUUCAGCAUCUACACACUGAUGAUCCUCUCACUUGGGAUUAUGUGGCAAGGCGAGAAUUAGAGAUUGAGUCACAGACAGAAGAGCAACCUACGACGAAACAAGCCAAAGCAGUAGAGGUUGGCCGGAAGGAGGAGAGGUGCUGUGCUGUAUAUGAAGAGGCAGUGAAGACUCUGCCAACAGAGGCCAUGUGGAAGUGUUACAUCACCUUUUGCUUAGAACGAUUUACUAAGAAGACAAAUAGUGGAUUCCUCAGAGGGAAGAGGCUGGAAAGAACCAUGACUGCAUUCAGGAAGGCACAUGAACUCAAGCUUCUGCCAGAAUUCCAAUACGAGCAGUUGAUUAAGUCCUUGCUGAGUCAUAACUUCCUGAAAGAAGCUCUGGAGGUGGCAGUAGCUGGAACUGAAUUGUUUAGAGACUCUGGGACAAUGUGGCAGAUGAAGCUGCAGGUGCUAAUUGACUCAAAGAGCCCUGACAUAGCCAUGCAAUUUGAAGAAUCCUUUGUGCACCUGAAACCCCAGGUUUGUCUGUCAUUGUGGAUUUCUUGGGCAGAGUGGAGUGAAGGUGCCAAAAGCCAAGAAGACACUGAGGCAGUCUUUAAGAAAGCUCUGUUAGCUGUCAUUGGUGCCGACUCAGUAACCCUGAAGGAUAAGUACCUGGAUUGGGCUUAUCGAAAUGGUGGCUACAAAAAGGCCAGAGCUGUGUUUAAAAGUUUACAGGAGAGUCGUCCAUUUUCAGUUGACUUUUUCAGGAAAAUGAUUCAGUUUGAAAAGGAGCAAGAAUCCUGCAAUAUGACAAACAUAAGAGAAUAUUAUGAGAGAGCUUUGAGAGAGUUUGGAUCUGCAGAUUCUGAUCUUUGGAUGGAUUAUAUCAAAGAAGAAUUGAACCACCCCCUUGGUAGACCUGAGAACUGUGGACAGAUCUACUGGCGAGCGAUGAAAAUGUUGCAGGGAGAGUCAGCAGAGGCAUUUGUAGCUAAACAUGCUAUGCAUCAGACUGGCCAUUUGUGAAGAGGAAGAAUACAACCAGCUUUGUGAAAUAGUAUUGCAAGCAAGCCCUGUGGGCAAAUUUGUAUUAUGAGUCCAUCUGUAAUUUGCUCAGUGAUGGCAGACAAGAUGGCUGUCUGGUUUCGAGAUACACUUUAAUUUUAUGUUAGCUUGUUAGUCUUUUUUAAAAAUUAAAAAAAAAAAAUUGUGAUUGAGA
Sapajus apella (tufted capuchin) is the source of this 1784-nucleotide messenger RNA. RefSeq names its product UTP6 small subunit processome component (gene UTP6). Gene Ontology annotation, cellular component: Pwp2p-containing subcomplex of 90S preribosome; small-subunit processome. Bases 194 to 1591 code for a protein of 465 amino acids. The transcript has 13 exons. The record is from RefSeq and is a predicted model, not a curated record. Gene Ontology annotation, biological process: maturation of SSU-rRNA from tricistronic rRNA transcript (SSU-rRNA, 5.8S rRNA, LSU-rRNA). Lineage: Eukaryota; Metazoa; Chordata; Mammalia; Primates; Cebidae. Gene Ontology annotation, molecular function: snoRNA binding; protein binding.